AGUAUAGUAUUUAAGAAAAAUUUCAGCUUUCAUUGUUCUGGAGUGAAGGCGCCAUCUUUGCAAUGGCAACCCUUCGCAGGCUCAUCAUCCCCUUUCGUUCUUCUCUUCUUGUGUUUGUGUAUUAUCGUUUGGAUCAUAGAUAUGAAUACCCUUUUUGAUAGUGUCACUGAUAGUAGCAAAUUUUGCUGCAGAGGACAAGUUAUUCUCAUUAUGGAUGUAAAGAAGGGUUUUUAGGAGGCGGUUAUCGUCAAUGUAGUAGUAUAGUGUCUUCAGAACCAAAAGUAUUGAAGUUUGAAGACCAAGAAAAACUGUUAGCAAAUGCAAAAGAUUCACUUUCUGAGGAAGAGAUUUCGAAAAUUAGGGAAGAAUAUAAUGCUGCGAAGGAGAAGUUUCUAAAGAUUCCUGAUGCAUUGAAACAAAUGUCCAAAAUGAAUCCUAAAGGUAUAUACGUUAAUAAGAACGUGCGGUUGGACAGCAUACAAGUCUAUGGAUUCGACUAUGAUUACACGUUGGCGCAUUACUCCUCCAAUUUACAGUGCUUGAUUUACGAUCUUGCAAAACAGCAUCUAGUUAAUGAGUUCAAAUAUCCUGAUACUUGCUUGGAGUUCAAGUAUGAUCCAAGUUUUCCCAUCAGAGGGUUAUACUAUGACAAAUCAAAGGGUUGUCUUAUGAAGUUGGACUUUUUUGGGUCAAUUGAGCUUGACGGGUGCUACUACGGCAGGCGCAAGCUCAGCCGUGAGGAAAUAGAUGAGAUGUAUGGUACAAGACAUAUUGGCCGUGAUCAAGCACGAGAACUAGUUUGUUUGAUGGAUUUCUUUUGUUUCAGUGAGGCCUGCCUUAUUGCUGAUAUUGUGCAACAUUUUGUUGACGCUAAAUUGGAAUUUGAUGCUCGUUACGUAUAUGAAGAUGUGAAUCGAGCGAUACAGUAUGUUCAUAAUAGCGGGUUAGUUCACAGAGGAAUUCUUGCUGACCCCCCCAGAUACCUUGUAAAGAAUGAUCAGCUGCUACGCUUUCUAAGGAUGCUGAAGGAUAAAGGAAAGAAACUUUUCUUGUUGACCAACUCGCCCUUUUAUUUUGUGGAUGGAGGGAUGCGCUUUAUGUUGCAGGAUUCUUUGGGUCAGCAAGAUUCCUGGAAGGAACUUUUUGAUGUCGUAAUUGCUAAAGCAAACAAGCCAGAGUUUUACAAAUCGGACCAUCCAUUUCGCUGCUAUGAUGUGGAGAAGGACACAUUGGCUUUUACAAAAGUUGAUGCUUUCUUGCCCGGUAAAAUUUACUACCAUGGAUGCCUUAAAGCAUUCUUGCAGAUUACAAAGUGGAAAGGUCCAGAGGUGAUAUAUUUUGGGGAUCACCUCUUUAGUGAUCUCAGAGGUCCUUCAAAAGCAGGGUGGCGGACUGCUGCCAUCAUCCAUGAAUUGAAGAGUGAGAUCAUGAUUCAGAAUGAUAAUUCUUACAGAUUUGAACAGGCGAAGUUUCACAUAAUGCAAGAACUUCUUGGUAGGCUUCAUGCCACCGCAACUAGUAGUAUGACAAGUGAAGCAUACAAGUCUCUCCUUAGGGAGCUCAAUGAUGAAAGACAAAAGACUCGCUACAAAAUGAAGGGAAUGUUCAAUAAAUCGUUUGGAGCUACGUUCCUCACUGAUACUGGUCAGGAAUCUGCUUUUGCUUACCACAUUCAUCAAUAUGCAGAUAUCUAUACUAGUGAGCCCGAGAAUUUUUUGUACUAUCCACCUGAGGCUUGGUUUCAUGUGCCCUAUGAUAUAAAAAUCAUGCCACACCAUCUAAAGGUUUCAUCAAAUUUGUUCAGGACUUGACUACAUCAAUCAUAUACUAACUUUUACGGUGACCUGAAUAUCUCCAACGACCCCAUUCUCCGGAAGAAAUCUGGUAGAUUCAUCGUAUUCUAGACUCGUAGUGUUCUGAUAAAAUUGGAACGAUACAGAAAAAAAGUAACAUUUUGGGUGAUUAUAGUA
Messenger RNA from Solanum verrucosum, 1970 nucleotides. RefSeq lists its product as uncharacterized. NCBI's taxonomy places the organism in Eukaryota, Viridiplantae, Streptophyta, Magnoliopsida, Solanales, Solanaceae. The record is from RefSeq and is a predicted model, not a curated record. Gene Ontology annotation, molecular function: 5'-nucleotidase activity. Bases 420 to 1811 code for a protein of 463 amino acids. The transcript is spliced from 14 exons.